Molecule: messenger RNA, 3565 nt
Organism: Gadus morhua (Atlantic cod)
Lineage: Eukaryota; Metazoa; Chordata; Actinopteri; Gadiformes; Gadidae
Gene: trappc12
Product: trafficking protein particle complex subunit 12
Exons: 12
Coding region: 126-2696 (856 amino acids)
Cellular component (GO): TRAPP complex; Golgi apparatus
Molecular function (GO): protein binding
Source: RefSeq, a predicted model, not a curated record
GAAGAAUCCCUCUGAUGAAGUUUUGUCCUUCACAGAUGCCGUAUGUUAGUGUUGUCGUAUAAUAGACAUGCGCAGUGUAGGUCUUACUGUCAGUCUUAUAAAGAAGCGUUUAAAGGAGCAGUAGGAUGGAUAGCGGUGAGGGUCCUGCUCGGCCGGUUACCCUGGACAUAGCUGUGGAGGAUUUCGCCAAUGAUUCUCUAGCCCCUGAUCAAACCAUCUCCCACCAUGCCUUCCUACUCCCGGAGGAAACCAUCGACCUCGGGGGGGAAUGUGUCACCCCUCUGGAAGACAGCACUGCCACACCCUCAGAGAGCCUGCUGGAAAGACUAAAUGACCAGAUGAUGGAGAGUGUCAUGAUUUCAGAUUCGCCUAAUAUCAGCGAAGAGGAUGAUGUGGCUCCUAUCGACUCCUUUCUGGAGACAGGUGACAAUGAAGACACAGGAGAGCUGGAGGCUUCAGUCAGCGCAGUUGGAAAACCUGAUGUCAUUCUGCAUGCUAAUGAGACAGAAGCUGAGUUGGACCAACAGGAGUCUGGGAGUCCUGACCAAGAAGUUAAGGAGGAGGAGGAGGGGAAUGACCAGAAGGGCCAGCAGGGUGAAAAGGGGGAGACGGUCACUGUUUUGGUGUCUGCCGCUCACACACCGAGUCCGCCUAGUGCUAUGGAUGAAGACCUGGCAAUGCCUUCUCUAAUGGAGGAAAGUUUGAAAGACGAGCCUGUGCCGGUUUGCACCAUAUUCAGUCAAGGCAACCAGCCCAAGACACUGGUGCCCGAUGGUUUCCAGCCCACGCUCAUCAAGUCCCCCAGCUUCAGCAUGGCCAGUGGCGGGGGAAGUGACGAGACGGGCACGCCCAGCAAGCUGACCCCGCCGCUGGUGUGUCAGCCCAGCCCCAGCCUUAGCAAGUUCUUCAGCGACAACGGCCACAUGAACCCGGCCUCGGACUUCUUCGACUCAUUCACCACCUCCUCCACUUCCUCCUUCAUCUCCGUUUCAAACCCGAACGCCGAAGCCCACAUCACCCCGCCCACACCCGAACCAGUGACCCCAGAGCAGCAGCGCUCCUCCCCCGGCUCUUCCCUCUCCACCCCGCACGCCGGACCUCAAGGGGACCCCCUGUUUGGGGCGGUCUCCGGCGAAAGCUCCACCCCCUUGGUCCAGGCGCGGCCCCCUCUUCCCCAGGGGCUCCCGGCCGUACCGCCGCAGCCCCAGCACUUCAACCAGCUGCAGGCCGCCUUCUCCGGCAGCGACGACCCGUUCGCCACGGCGCUGAGUCUGAGCGAGGUGGACCGGCGCCAUGAUGCCUGGCUGCCCUCCACUGAGACCAGGAAGGUGCUCGUGGCGGUGGCCACCCAGCAGUACAACCAGGCUUACGUGGAGAGGGACAGAAUAACCAUGCCCGGCCUCAAGUUCGACAACCUACAGAGCGACGCAGUGAAAGACCUGAUGCUGCGGUUCCUGGGUGAGCAGGCGGCGAUGAAGAGACAGGUCCUCAACGCAAACUCCGUAGAGCAGUCCUUCCUGGGCCUGAAGCAGCUCAUUAGCGGUAAGAACUGGCGUGCGGCGGCGGACCUGACGGGCCGGCUGCUGACAGCUCACGGUCAGGGCUACGGCAAGAGCGGCCAGCGCACCUCCCACACCAGCGACUCCCUGCAGCUGUGGUUUGUGAGGCUGGCCCUGCUGUGUAAGCUCAACCUGUUCCAGAGUGCAGAGAUGGAGAUGGAGCCCUUCGGUAACCUGGACCAACCGGACCUCUACUACGAGUACUACCCCACUGUUUACCCAGGGAGGAGAGGCUCCAUGGUGCCGUUCUCCAUGCGCCUGCUGCAUGCUGAACUCCCCCAGUACCUGGCCAAGCCCCAGGACGCCCUGGACCACCUGCACAGCCUCAAGAACGCCUGUACCACUAUCCUGAAGAACCUGGAGCAGGGCUUGGCAGAGGACGGCAGCAUGACCACACUCACACAGGAGAACAGACAAGCAUCUAUUCAGCUGUGGAGCUCUCGCCUCACCCGGUCCAUGUACUCCAUAGCCAACUGUCUGCUGUCCAUGAAGGACUAUGUCCUGGCAGUGGAGAUCUAUCACUCCAUCAUCCAGUACGAACCCCAGCAGAGAGUGCAGCUGCUCAGCGGCAUCGGACGCAUCUUCCUGCAGAUCGGUGAUAUUAAAACAGCUGAGAGAUAUUUCCAGGAUGUGGAGAAAGCAUGCCAAGCGACAGGGAGUCAUCCCAGUCACACCACGAAUGUGUUGAUGAACAGAGCAUUUGUUCAUCUGAGUCAGAACAAUUACGCCGAGGCACAUGCGUCCUUCUCCCAAGUCCUGAAGGUUGACCCCAAAAACCCAGUGGUAGGUGUGAGUUACUACGACCACACACAACCAGGCCAACAACAACGCGGCCGUGUGCCUGCUCUACCUGGGUCGUCUGAAGGAGUCCCUGGGCCAGCUGGAGGGCCUGGUGCAGCAGGACCCGGCGCAGUACCUCCACGAGAGCGUGCUCUUCAACCUCACCACCAUGUACGAGCUGGAGUCGUCGCGCAGCACCCAGAAGAAGCAGGCCCUGCUGGAGGCGGUGGCCUGCCGGGAGGGGGACAGCUUCAACACGCUGUGCCUCAAACUGGUCUGAGCCACUGCGUCCCCGAACAACCCUCCCCACACCGACACCGAGAUCGACUCCGAGAUCAGGGGCCCGGGGGAGGCUAGCGUCGUCUCCGGUGGGGAUGUUGUUCAUGCAGCGUAUAGCAAUGUGAACAAACUGCGUCUGAAUGGAUGGGACUUGGGAGGAAGACUCUUAAAAGGGCACCAGAAGGCUCCGUUGUUAGAUGGGGUUUGUAGAACCUGGAAUGAGAAUGUUGUGCUGUGUUAGGAUUGGUUUCCACCAAACAACCCAUGUUUGGACUUUCUCUGCUUUUUUUAGACCUAUGAAAAAGGGAUAUUUGGGUUCCAACCGGCCCCAGCCACGUACUUGUUCUUCUGCAGGGAAUCAAGUGACAUUAUGGUCCUUUUAGGAUGCACUUGAGUGGCCUAAAUGUUCGAUAGACGGUGAAGGGGAAUACAUUUUCUCCUUUUAAACUUUUAAAUAGAUCACCACGGAGGAAACACAAAGUUGAAUGAGCACCAACCCUCCCACCCUCCCACCUGCCACACACACACGUGGUAAUAAGGGCAGACGCCGUGGUACUGCUAGACAGCAUGGGCAUUAUCCUGAGCUCCAGGACGGUCAAUGUAGCUCUCCCUUCCGCUUUCCCUCCGAGCAGUUUGUUUAUAAUUGUAUAGAUACGGUCAUCAUUCACUAUCAAAUCUUAACCUGCUAAAUAUCUCUCGCUCUACAAGUUGGACUGUUGUGUGAACCUCUCCUUACACUAUUAGAAAAUGAAUCAAUUAAUAUAAAGCUGUACAUAUUAUAAUAGGGGUGUUAUAUAAGAAUGCUUGUGUCGCGCCUCAAUAUUUUAUUGAUUUAUUGAUCCUUAUCAUUAUAAUAAUCGUAGUUUGCAGAGAAUGUGCUGUUAACCUUACUUUACUCUGUGCAGUCAUUUGUUUUAUUGAAAAUUAAAAUUGUAUUUUUAAAUUAA